AUAUAAUGAAGCCCACAGCAGUCAGAGAGCUAUCCUGUGUGCUGCUGUUGUGGCAGACUCAGUAGGAGUUGAGACUGAGGCCCAGUGAAGAAGAAGUAAGAGUUGAGACGGAGGCCCAGUGAAGAAGCAGUAAGAGUUGAGACGGAGGCCCAGUGAAGAAGCAGUAAGAGUUGAGACGGGGGCCCAGUGAAGAAGCAGUAAGAGUUGAGACGGAGGCCCAGUGAAGAAGCAGUAAGAGUUGAGACGGAGGCCCAGUGAAGAAGCAGUAAGAGUUGAGACGGAGGCCCAGUGAAGAAGCAGUAAGAGUUGAGACGGAGGCCCAGUGAAGAAGCAGUAAGAGUUGAGACGGAGGCCCAGUGAAGAAGCAGUAAGAGUUGAGACGGAGGUCCAGUGAAGAAGCAGUAGGAGUUGAGAUACAGGGAAAACACUAUCUUCCUCAACCAGGUGUGGGUGUGACAGACCGUAGCCAUGGUACCCAAGCAAGGCAUGACGCUGCUGCUGCUGCUCCUGGUCGUCGCCACGGCAGCGGUGAUGGGACAGAGGAGCCAGCGUCGCCCGGCAACCACAGACGAAUGGAACUACAAGGCUGGCUCGGAGAAGGUGAACAUGCGUGGGGUGUCCAACCUCACCCAGGUUCUGGACAACUGGAGGUUUGACAUCCUCACUGAGAUGAAGACACUGCUCCAGAAUGACCACCAGUCACUACUGCCAGACUACGCCAGGAUCCAGCCCCUGUCUGAGGCUCUGAAUGACCUUUACAAGGAGUUCAACUCUCUCAAGGCCCACCUUGGUGAUCUCACAGAGAAAUUCGUCGCCAUAGAAACCUUCAUCGACGAGGUCAAGACUGAGCGGGCCAAUGGUGGUACCUUGGCCCCCGCCUCCAACCCAAACCCCGCCUCCAACCCAGUGCCAGCUAGGAGGAGAGUGGUCAAAAAGAAAGCUCCCGCCUCUUAAAUGACUAAAACUCCACUCCAUCCCAUUGACCCCACCCUACUAUGCUCUACCCUACCCCAUCCCAUCCCACUGACCCCAUCCUACUGACCCCAUUCCAUCCCACUGACCCCAUCCCACUGACCCCAUCCCAUCCCACUGACCCCAUCCCACUGACCCCAUCCCACUGACCCCAUCCCAUCCCACUGACCCCAUCCUACUGACCCCAUUCCAUCCCACUGACCCCAUCCCACUGACCCCAUCCCAUCCCACUAACCCCAUCCCACUGACCCCAUCCCAUCCCACUGACCCCAUCCCACUGACCCCUUCCCAUCCCACUGACCCCAUCCCACUGACCCCAUCCCACUGACCCCAUCCCACUGACCCCAUCCCACUGACCCCAUCCCAUCCCACUGACCCCAUCACACUGACCCCAUCCCAUCCCACUGACCCCAUCCCACUGACCCCAUCCAACUGACCCCAUCCCAUCCCACUGACCCCAUCCCACUGACCCCAUCCAACUGACCCCAUCCCAUCCCACUGACCCCAUCCCACUGACCCCAUCCCACUGACCCCAUCCAACUGACCCCAUCCCAUCCCACUGACCCCAUCCCACUGACCCCAUUCCAUAUCACUGACCCCAUCUCACUGACCCCAUCCCACUGACCCCAUCCCAUCCCACUGACCCCAUCCCACUGACCCCAUCCAACUGACCCCAUCCCAUCCCACUGACCCCAUCCCACUGACCCCAUCCAACUGACCCCAUCCCAUCCCACUGACCCCAUCCCACUGACCCCAUCCAACUGACCCCAUCCCAUCCCACUGACCCCAUCCCACUGACCCCAUUCCAUCCCACUGACCCAUCCCACUGACCCCAUCCCAUCCAUUAUUCUGCCCAUUUAUAGAUGUAACUCUGGUUUUAUGUGUAACUUUAUAAACAGUUUAGCCCUCUGCUCUGACAUUCUGGGGAUUCAUUCUCUAUUCUGGAUGUGAGAUUAGGCAUUUAUCGGACAAAACCAUUCUGACCAUACAUUUAACCAUACAUUUAAUUAAUACAUUUUAAACUCACCUGACUGUAGGGAAAGACGGAGGAAGAUAGAGUGAGAGAGAGAGAGAGAGAGAGAGAGAGCGAGAGCGAGAGCGAGAGCGAGAGCGAGAGAGAGAGAGAGAGAGCGAGAGAGAGCGAGAGCGAGAGAGAGAGAGAGAGAGAGAGAGAGAGAGAGAGAGAGAGAGAGAGCGAGAGCGAGAGAGAGAGAGAGAGAGAGAGAGAGAGAGAGAGGGAGACAGAGAGGGAGAGAGAGACAGAGCGAGAGAGAGGGAGAGAGAAAACAAGAACUAAGCAUGUUUAAGUGGUCUUAUAAUGGUGAAUUGAAUUAAAUAACCUACAAAAAAACCUGAAUUUUUCUGUAUACAUUGAUGGAGGUAAAUAAAUAUGUUUUUUUGCAUCAA
Molecule: messenger RNA, 2379 nt
Organism: Oncorhynchus masou masou (cherry salmon)
Lineage: Eukaryota; Metazoa; Chordata; Actinopteri; Salmoniformes; Salmonidae
Exons: 4
Coding region: 469-954 (161 amino acids)
Source: RefSeq, a predicted model, not a curated record